UCCAACGCAACUAACUUCAACAUGAGACUGAUCGUCCUGGUGGGCGCCCUCGCGGCUCUGGCCUCCGCCGCCCCCCGUCCCGACUCUCCUCCCGUCUACGGCGCUCCUCCCCCGACCUACAAGCAGCCAGGAAUGCCCUUCGAGUUCGCCUACGCCGUCAACGACGACUACUCAGGCAACAACUACGCCCACCAGGAGACCAGCGACGGUCACGUCACCUCCGGAUCCUACAGCGUGGCUCUUCCCGACGGCCGAACCGAGAUCGUCGAAUUCACCGCCGAUCACGACAACGGCUACGUCGCCAACGUUAUCUACGAGGGAGAGGCCUCAUACCCCGCCCCCGCCCCCUACCACCCCGCUCCAUCCCCAGCUCCCCCGCCCCCACCCACCUACGCCUAAACGCACCACACUAACGCAAGAUCAUCGGUAAAACCCAAAGCAUGAAACUGAAAAAUCCCAAAGUCAAAACCCAACUUUGUAUUUUCUUGCUUGAUUUUUUCGCAAGUUCAUCAUAACUCCAUGACCUCUCCUCAUCCAUAAACUUCCUUGUUGUUACGUUUGUAAUGCAUUCACUCUGUAACUAUUGCCAUAUGUAAAGUGCUGACGGACGGAUGUCAUUUGGCACUUUCGUUAUGUUGUUAUUCUUGUAAAUAAAGGCAGAUUUACGAAAA
This is a messenger RNA of Penaeus vannamei (Pacific white shrimp), 671 nucleotides long. Its product is annotated as cuticle protein 7-like. NCBI's taxonomy places the organism in Eukaryota, Metazoa, Arthropoda, Malacostraca, Decapoda, Penaeidae. Gene Ontology annotation, cellular component: extracellular matrix. The record is from RefSeq and is a predicted model, not a curated record.